AUGACUGCAUCGAUUUCUAUUCCGAAUACGUUAAGUACACAUCAUUCAAAAGUUUUCGCGAAAUUCGAAAAAAAUGUUCUUCCUGAUCAGCAUUUCUCCCAAGUGAGUUCGCGAACAUCAUCGAAAUCUACGGAAUUCACGGAUAACCCGAAAACCCCUGUCGGCUCAUUAGAAUUUCAUCCAACUGGUGCAUAUGUGGUCUACACCAGACUUGAUGGCACACUAAAUAUGUGGAAGCUUAAAUCUGACCGAGCGGAGGAUUAUAAACCAUUGACUCUAGAUUUAGCCAAUGACUCAAUUGGUUUUUCAAAAUCAUGCGUUUCCUGGAGUCCUUUCACUGGGUUUUUGUUUGCCAUGGUCGAUGGGUCGAGUGCGAUACGGAUAUUUGAUGCAUCGACAGGCGCGAAUAUUAAAACCUUGCAUAGUGAUGACGAUGAUCGGUAUAAUGUAUGCACUUACGAUCCAAACGGGAAAUGGCUAGCUACUGUGACACAAAACAAUCAGGUCUUGCUGUUCGAUGUGGAUGCUGAUUACCAAUUGGCGUGGCGCUCACCUCUUUUAAGAUCAGCCAACACUACCCAAUCCAUACCAGCACCUGCAAAAGAACUAUCCUCCUAUCACACCACUUCCCUAAUUUGGUCUCACGACAGCAGUAAAAUCUACGCCGCCUUUGAUUCUGGAGAAAUCAGGAUCUAUGACGUUCUUGCAGCUGGCUUACAGGAAUUGAUCCACGUCUCGGGUCACACGGGCCCUGUGAACUGUUUGAGAUUGACCCAGACCGGAUCCUACUUGCUUGCUGCAGGAGAAGACACCGUUUGUUCCAUUUGGGAUCUUUCUUCUAUGUGUUGUGUUUUCACUAUCAAUGACUUCCCCGAUUCAAUCAGAGAUAUGGACAUAUCUCAUGGUGAGUCGGUGAUAGCUCUAAGCUCACCGAGCUGUAUUCAAAUAUACGCACUAGAAACUCGAGAGUCAAUUUACAAGGUAGAGUUCAACAGUUUAAUCAGCGGACCCAAAUUUCGGUUUUAUCCUGGACGCUUGACUUUCAUUUCAACCACUGAUAAUGAUCUCGUUACAAAAUUUCAUAGGCCCGAACCUACCGAGGAAUUCACUGGUAAUGGAGCUACAGAUAAGAAGCCUCGGCCCGAUCGCAGACCUGGCAUUGGUGGUCGUAGACGAGACGCGGACGCACCGCCUAGAAGCAGAUUUGUGAGAAGAUCAGCCAGGCGUUAG
This is a messenger RNA of Lachancea lanzarotensis, 1230 nucleotides long. RefSeq names its product LALA0S11e02630g1_1 (gene TEX1). Gene Ontology annotation, biological process: mRNA export from nucleus. Gene Ontology annotation, cellular component: THO complex part of transcription export complex. The record is from RefSeq and is a predicted model, not a curated record. The transcript has a single exon. The coding region runs from base 1 to 1230 and encodes 409 amino acids. NCBI's taxonomy places the organism in Eukaryota, Fungi, Ascomycota, Saccharomycetes, Saccharomycetales, Saccharomycetaceae. Gene Ontology annotation, molecular function: protein binding.